GUCGCAUGUUUUAUUCGUAACGAGAGACCGGGGCCGAUGUCUGAGUAGAACAGGACAGUGUGAUCGCGUGCUGUAUAUGGACAAUGGGUUUCAGUUUUCGGCUCCCCGCCCGCGGGCCCUGCCGCAACGUUUAAUGCCCGAACAGCGAACCGCGACACCAAUGCCGCAACAUUAUCGGCGUGCGUGAACUUGUGCCGAGCGGGAGGCCUAUGAAUAGAUUGGCAGCUUAUAUAUGAUGUUUAAAAUCGAAUACUGGUGCAUCUUCACUUCAACUGUCCAUCUUUCGCCAACGCGUUGCUACUUCUCCGUAUACAGAUUGCGUAAUACUAAGAAGAUAUAUAUUUACACUAUACUGAGGGAAUACUGUACGAAAUAUGGCAGCACCAGGAGGCAAGUUCUUCAUUCAAGAGAAGCUGAAGACGCCGGCGAAGCACCAUGAGUCUUAUGAGCAGCUUUGGGAGACGAAGUGGAAGAAGCCUGCAGAAAUGGGCGUCUACCCCUUCAUGUUCGCCACCGCCUCCGACUUCGAGCCGAUAGUAAAAGAGAUGGUAUCCAAAGACAUGAAAGAGCCCUACAACUGGGACGAAUACGCCAAAAUCUACUUCCCACAAGCCGAAAAGCUCAAGUCGAUAGCCGAAGAAGCCGAGGAGAAUGGCGAGAAAGAGAAGGCAUCGGAGUACUACCUACGCUCCAGCGCUGUAUACCGCAUCAGCCGCUUUCCCGCGCCACGCAGCGAAGUCCAACGUGAAGCCUGGAAAUUAGGCAAAGAAGUAUGCAUCAAAGGCCUAGGAAUGCGAGAACACCCCGUCCACGAAGUCAUGAUCCCACACAAACACCGCAACCAGGACGAAGGCGAACACAUACCCGUGUACCACCUCGUCCCAGACAGCGCAUCGAAAGACACCCCCGUACCCACCCUCAUCAUCUUCACCGGGCUAGACGGAUACCGCACCGAACUAGCUGUAUGGAUGGAAGGCUGGCGGCGCGUAGGCGUCGCUACCAUCGUCCUCGAGAUACCCGGCACAGGCGACUGUCCGGCCACGGCGUCCGACCCAACAUCUCCAGACCGCCUCUACAGCUCGCUCUUCGACUGGGUCGCCACGCAACCGCGUCUCGACGCAAACAAAAUCGCCAUUUGGGCCUUCAGCACAGGCGGCUACUACGCCAUACGCGUCGCGCACACACACGCCUCCCGACUCGCGGGCGUCGUCGCCCUCGGCGGAGGCUGCCACCACAUGUUCUCCCCCGAAUGGCUGUCCCAUGUAAACCACCUCGAGUACCCCUUCGACCUCGCCAACACCUUAGCCUACAAAUGGGGUUACGGCAACGACGUCGAGGCCUUUAAAAAGGAAGCCAUGAGCAAGUUCUCGUUGCUCAACGAUGGUACGCUGGAUAGGCAGGAAUGUGCGAGGUUGCUGCUGGUAAAUGGGACGGAGGAUGAGAUCUUCCCGAUUGAUGAUUAUUAUCUUGCGUUGAUGCAUGGGGCGCCGAAGGAGGCGCGAUUUGUGCAGGGGUUCAAGCAUAUGGGCGAGCCAGAGAGCUUUUUUGUUAUUAUCAAGUGGUUGUAUAGGUUGUUUGGGGUGAAGGCGGAGGUGGGGACGGUCAUGGCUACGUUGCCGUUUAAGCCGAAGUACUGAGCGGUAGGGAAAGGAUAUAAAGGGGAAAGGACUGAUGGACAAGAAAUUAAGGGAAGUUUGAUUGAGAGAUUUUUGUAUAUCUUAUGGCCUUUCUAUUGUACACUGCUGGUAGGGCACGCCUUCUCGAUGAUCUCUCGU
This is a messenger RNA of Alternaria rosae, 1775 nucleotides long. Its product is annotated as Alpha/Beta hydrolase protein. The coding region runs from base 375 to 1637 and encodes 420 amino acids. The record is from RefSeq and is a predicted model, not a curated record. The transcript is spliced from 2 exons. NCBI's taxonomy places the organism in Eukaryota, Fungi, Ascomycota, Dothideomycetes, Pleosporales, Pleosporaceae.